Messenger RNA from Galeopterus variegatus (Sunda flying lemur), 2981 nucleotides. RefSeq names its product dehydrogenase E1 and transketolase domain containing 1 (gene DHTKD1). NCBI's taxonomy places the organism in Eukaryota, Metazoa, Chordata, Mammalia, Dermoptera, Cynocephalidae. The transcript is spliced from 16 exons. Gene Ontology annotation, biological process: tricarboxylic acid cycle. Gene Ontology annotation, molecular function: oxoglutarate dehydrogenase (succinyl-transferring) activity; thiamine pyrophosphate binding. The record is from RefSeq and is a predicted model, not a curated record.
ACCUGGGGGCCAGGCUGGGCAUGGCCUCGGCCACUGUGGCAGCAGCAAGACGGGGCCUCGGACGGGUCCCCCCGCUCCUCCUCCGGCGCUACUACCAGACCGAGCGGGGCGUCUACGGCUACCGGCCGAGGAAGCCCGAGAGCCCGGAGCCCCGGGGCUGCCUGGCGCCCCCCCCAGUCGAUCAUGGCCUUGCCAGGUUGGUGACAGUCUAUUGUGAGCAUGGUCAUAAAGCUGCCAACAUCAACCCCCUCUUCACUGGACAAGCCCUGCCAGACAGUGUGCCUGAGAUCCAUGCCCUCGUGCAGACCCUGCAGGGACCCUUCAACACCACAGGAUUAUUGAACAUGGGAAAGACAGAGGCCUCACUUGAGGAAGUGUUAGCCUAUCUCAACCAAAUCUACUGUGGGCAGAUUUCUAUUGAGACCUCCCAACUGCAGACCCAGGAGGAGAAAGACUGGUUUGUCAAACGGUUUGAGGAACUAAAAAAGGAGACAUUUACCACAGAGGAGCGAAAACAUCUGUCAAAACUGAUGCUAGAAUCUCAGGAGUUUGACCACUUUUUGGCCACCAAGUUUGCCACAGUGAAGCGCUAUGGAGGCGAAGGGGCUGAAAGCAUGAUGGGCUUUUUCCACGAGUUGCUGAAAAUGUCCGCCUACAGCGGGAUAACCGAUGUCAUCAUCGGGAUGCCCCAUAGAGGCAGGCUUAAUUUAUUGACAGGCCUUCUGCAGUUCCCCCCAGAGCUGAUGUUCCGUAAAAUGCGAGGCUUAAGUGAAUUUCCGGAAAAUUCCUCAGCCAUUGGUGAUGUCCUGUCACACCUGACCUCGUCUGUGGACCUGGACUUUGGUGCACACCAUCCCCUCCAUGUGACAAUGCUGCCUAACCCCUCACACCUCGAAGCCAUCAACCCUGUAGCUGUUGGGAAAACUCGGGGCAGGCAGCAGUUGCGACAAGAUGGGGACUAUUCCCCAGACAGUUUGGCCCAGCCUGGGGACAAAGUCAUUUGCUUACAGGUAUUCGUAGCUUCAGAAAUGCGCCACGGGCUCGGCCCAAAGCUUGGGUUCUUAACACCCAAGCCAAACUACCUCUGAGGAGGUGGGCUGUCUUCCUGGGCAGGCAGUAGGACUUGGAGGAGGGCUAAUGUCGUUCUGGGUUAACUGGCCUGCUUCAUCUCGGUCUUCCCUACUUCAGGGAAGCUCGUGGGCUGUGCCAUCAUCCAUGUCAAUGGAGACAGCCCAGAGGAAGUGGUCCGUGCCACACGACUGGCUUUUGAAUACCAGCGCCGAUUCCGCAAGGAUGUGAUUAUUGAUUUGCUCUGCUACAGGCAGUGGGGCCACAACGAGCUGGAUGAGCCUUUCUUUACCAACCCAGUCAUGUACAAAAUCAUCAGAGCCCGCAAGAGCAUUCCAGACACAUAUGCAGAGCACCUUAUGGCCAAUGGACUCAUGACCCAGGAGGAGGUGUCUGAAAUAAAAGCUUCCUACUAUGCCAAGUUAAAUGACCACUUAAGUAACAUGGCCCACUACAGCCCUCCUGCCACUAACCUGCAGGCCCAUUGGCAGGGCCUGGUCCAGCCAGAAGCUCAUAUCACCACCUGGAACACAGGUGUGCCCCUCGACCUCCUGCGGUUUAUUGGCAUGAAGUCUGUGGAGGUGCCCAAGGAACUCCAGAUGCAUAGUCACCUUCUAAAGAUGUAUGUGCAGUCCAGAAUAGAGAAAGUGAUGGACGGGACAAAGCUAGACUGGGCCACGGCAGAAGCUCUUGCCCUGGGUUCCUUACUUGCUCAAGGUUUUAAUGUCCGUCUGAGUGGCCAGGAUGUUGGCCGUGGAACUUUUAGUCAGAGACAUGCGAUGGUGGUUUGUCAGGAGACCGAUGACACCUACAUCCCUCUGAACCAUAUGGACCCUAAUCAGAAGGGCUUUCUAGAGGUCAGCAACAGCCCCCUGUCAGAAGAGGCCGUCCUGGGAUUCGAGUAUGGAAUAAGCAUUGAAAGCCCAAAGUUACUGCCUCUCUGGGAGGCGCAGUUUGGUGAUUUCUUCAAUGGUGCCCAGAUCAUCUUUGACACAUUCAUUUCUGGAGGAGAGGCCAAGUGGCUCCUACAAAGUGGUAUUGUUGUCCUCCUUCCACACGGCUAUGACGGGGCUGGACCAGAGCACUCAUCUUGUCGCAUAGAGCGUUUCUUGCAGAUGUGUGACAGCCUGGAAGAGGGGGUGGAUGGAGACACCGUAAACAUGUUCGUGGUCCACCCCACUACUCCUGCACAGUAUUUCCACUUGCUUAGGAGACAGAUGGUCCGGAACUUCAGGAAACCCCUCCUUGUUGCUUCUCCUAAGAUGUUACUCAGGUUUCCUGCGGCCGUGUCGACUCUUCAAGAAAUGGCACCAGGAACAACAUUCAAACCGGUCAUUGGUGAUUCAUCUGUGGAUCCAAAAAAUGUUAAGACACUUGUAUUCUGCUGUGGCAAACAUUUCUAUGCCCUGCUGAAGCAAAGAGAAUCUUUGGGGGCCAAAAAGCAUCACUUUGCCAUUAUCCGAAUAGAAGAACUCUGCCCUUUCCCCUUGGAUUCAUUACAACAAGAGAUGAGCAAAUACAGACAUGUUAAAGAUUUUAUUUGGAGUCAGGAGGAACCUCAGAACAUGGGUCCAUGGUGUUUUGUUUCUCCAAGGUUUGAGAAGCAAUUGGCCUGCAAGCUCCGGCUUGUGAGCCGGCCCUCCUUGCCAGCCCCCGCUGUAGGAAUUGGCACACUUCACCUGCAGCAGCAUGAAGACGUGCUCACCAAGACCUUCGCUUGAUGUGGACCUUUGAAGAAAUACCACUUCCUUUUAAGAAAACUGCCAUAAAAAGGAAGCCUGCUUCCUCUUACUCUUUCCCCUUCCAUUAGGUGACAUGAAAAAACCACCUUCCUCUAAGAUAUUGGGACAGACGAGGACAACUUAAUCUGCAGUAGGUGGAAUAACCGGGGGAAUUGGUCAUCUAUGCAUGCA